AUGGAAGACUGUUUGGCAAAAAAAAUGGAAAUCACUGUUUCAGAAGCUGAAAAACGGACUGGGAGGAUGCCAAAAAAUGCCGUGAACAUGCAAGAAACAUACACUGCUUACCUCAUUGAGACAAGAGCUGUGGAGUCCCAGAGUGAGGGACAGUGCGCCCCAGUGGACUCCCUGUGGCGACGUUACAGUGAAUUUGAGUUGUUGAGGAACUAUUUGUCAGUUACCUAUCCACAUAUUGUUGUUCCACCUUUGCCAGAAAAAAGGGCUGACUUUGUUUGGCAUAAGCUAUCGGCAGAUAAUAUGGAUCCAGAUUUUGUGGAAAGAAGAAGAAUUGGUUUGGAAAACUUCUUGUUACGUGUGGCUUCACAUCCUGUUCUUUGCCAAGACAAAAUUUUUUACUCAUUUUUAACACAGGAAAGUGGAUGGAAAGAAAUGGUGAAUGAGACUGGAUUUCAGUUAAAGGCAGAUUCCAGAUUAAAAGCUCUUAAUGCAACAUUCAGAGUGAAAAACCCAGACAAGAGAUUUACUGAGCUAAAACACUAUAGCGAUGAACUGCAGUCUGUCAUAUCACACCUUCUGCGAGUCAGAGCUAGGGUAGCAGACCGGCUGUACGGUGUCUAUAAAGUCCAUGGCAACUACGGAAGAGUAUUCAGUGAGUGGAGUGCAAUAGAAAAGGAGAUGGGGGAUGGGUUGCAGAGUGCUGGCCACCAUAUGGAUGUAUAUGCAGCUUCUAUUGAUGACAUACUGGAAGAAGAGGAACAUUAUGCAGAUCAGCUGAAAGAAUAUCUCUUCUAUGCAGAAGCACUACGGGCAGUUUGCAGGAAACACGAACUAAUGCAGUAUGACUUGGAAAUGGCUGCACAGGACUUAACAUCUAAGAAACAGCAGUGUGAGGAGCUGGCAACAGGAACUGUGAGAACAUUCUCCCUGAAAGGGAUGACCAGCAAGCUGUUCGGGCAGGAAACCCCUGAGCAGAGGGAAGCCAAGAUAAAAGUUCUAGAAGAGCAGAUACAGGAAGGAGAAGAACAACUUAAGUCUAAAAAUCUGGAGGGCAGAGACUUUGUGAAAAGUGCCUGGGCUGACAUUGAACGAUUUAAAGAACAAAAGAAUCACGAUUUGAAGGAGGCGCUCAUAAGCUAUGCUGUUAUGCAGAUUAGCAUGUGUAAAAAGGGAAUUCAAGUUUGGACAAAUGCAAAGGAAUGCUUCAGCAAGAUGUGAUUAUCUGGAAAUGAAUUCCUCCUCCAAGUGCCAGAGAACGGAAGCACAAAUGUGUAACACCAAUGUUAAGUUGCUACAUGACUUACAUAUAAAUCAUGAAAUAAAUGAGUUGAGUGAAUAGUUUUUCUUUCUGCUGAUUGUAACUGUUAAUAAAGGACAAAAAGGACAUGUUAUUAAAUGUUUAGCCCUGACUGCCACAUCUGUGGCAUUUUUUUAUAUGUGGUAGCAAAUAAUUCAGGGGUAAAAGAGUUACUGAAAACUACAGCUCUGUAUUGGGGCAAAGGUAUAGAGCAAGUUAUCCCAGAAAGGAUGAACUGAACUGUUCUGAGACUUGUGAAACACCAUGCUCUGUAAAGUGUAGAUCACUUCCAGAUGCCCUUCUUUUCAGCCCUUGCUGUUUAGAAUUUGUAAUGCUCAAGGGUGCUUUGGUUUUAUAAUGGGACACACAGUUGUGUUCUUGAGGUCUACACCGUAAGAGACAAAAAAAUGAAAUAUUGCAACGCCUAGGGUUCGUAUUUAAAUGCCUUUGCAUGUCCAUAGAGAAGUGUGCUUUUCCAGAGUUCAGGUUAAGCAGUCUCAAGCUCCUGAGAUGUUUGAAACUCUCUACAGUAGAGGUGUUGUACAAUGGUUUGAUACAAUAUCCUGCAUUUACUGGUUCCCACUUCAGUUUUGAUAUGGGCAUUGAUUUCUUAUCGAACUUCUUCCUGCAAGUAAAGGAGACUGGUGAUCCAGCUGAGCAGCAAAACCAAAGUCAAAGCUGGUAAGAAGUGGAUGCAACUUCUGUUUGGUUGUUUGGAACCUGUUUACACCAGAUGUGAAUCUGGCCUGUGGUACCUCUUCUUGUAA
Messenger RNA from Balearica regulorum gibbericeps (East African grey crowned-crane), 2064 nucleotides. NCBI's taxonomy places the organism in Eukaryota, Metazoa, Chordata, Aves, Gruiformes, Gruidae. The record is from RefSeq and is a predicted model, not a curated record.